CGAACUUUCCAGUUCAAUUACCAACAGAACAAAUCUAUAAAUGUAUUGAUCUCCCUCGUUUCUUCUCCAAAGGGUUUCUCAUCAUUUUCGAACAUCUAAACUCAAUAACUUCACAACAAACAAACUCAUAAACUCAAGUAUCACCAAGUAUACAAAUACAUCAUGUCAACUCAAGCAGCUCUCGGCGCUGCGGCCAUCGACAGGAAAGAUUACCCCGCGGCCAUCGAAUACUUGACCAAAGCCCUCGCCGAAAGUCCUACAUCUCCAAACUACCUCAUAUCCAGAUCCAUAGCCAACCAACGUGCUAAGAAUUACGAAGCAUCACUCGCAGAUGCUGAUGCCGCCGUCCAUGCAGCUAUCGCUCGUUCUCGUCGCGAACUCAUCGGUACCGCUCAAUUUCGUCGCGCAGUCGCUCUUCAUGGUCUUGGCAGAUAUGGAGAUGCAAGAUUAUGCUUGGCUUGGUGCAUGCAGAAAAACCCAAAAGAAAAGGCUCUGACUAUGUGGCAGGCUAAGGUCAAGAUAGAUUACGAAAAUGCGGGUGGUAAGGAAGCGGAAUGUAAUAAGCGUACUGUGAAGGAAGUUCCUGACAAGGAGGUUGCUGUCAAUUCGUCGUUAAAAGAUUCCAAGGGCAAAGGUGUAGAGGGUUCUUCAAGAGCUCCAGCCACCGCCCCUGCAGUAACUGCAAAGGAGAAUAUUAGACAAGAAUGGAUUCAAUCCAACUCGAAAGUUACAAUCACUAUUUAUGCUAAGGGUGUCGCGAAAGAUACUGCACAAAUUAAUAUCGAAGAAGGACAGGUUGAAGUUUCAUUCCCAAUCGGACAAACUGGCAACACAUACGAUUUCACUGCCUCGCCACUUUUCGCUCAAAUUGAUCCCUCGCAGAGCAAGUUCAAUAUUACUCCCUUUAAAAUCGAAAUCGAAUUAUACAAGAUCAAGCAAGGACUUAAGUGGUCUAAAUUAGAAGGAACCGAGCCCAUCAUUAGCACAUCCACUGAGGAAAAGAAGCCCGAAAUCCCCGCUGCAGUCUUAAAUUCCUCCGCCGAGAAGGCCCCCUCUUACCCAACCUCCUCUCGCAAUGGUCCAAAGGAUUGGGAUGCCCUCGCCUCAUCUGCUCUCAAAUCUGAAAAGAAAGCAGGAGAAAAGGAUGCAGGCGGAGAUAGUGAUGGAGAAGGCGGUGAUCCUAUGGAUUCUUUCUUCAAGAAACUUUAUAAAGAUGCAGAUCCAGAUACUAAGAGAGCUAUGAUGAAGAGUUUCCAAGAAAGUAAUGGCACUGCUUUGAGUACAAAUUGGUCGGAUGUUAAGAAAGCUCCGGUCAAGACUCAACCUCCGGAAGGCGUUGAGGCCAAGAAGUGGUAGAUGGGGAAAAUGGAGGACUAUGAUAGUGUGCAAAAGUAUGGAAGGAAAAGUUGUUGGAGCAUUAUAUCAUCCUGGGGAGUUUGGGAGUGGGUGUCUUGAUAUCGCACGGCUGGCGUUUUGGUUCUCAUGAAUGAGAGAAGUGACUACCUUAUUAAUCCUUUAGGCCCUUUAAAUGUUUCAUAAUAUUCUAAAAUCGAAAUGUUCUCACAAAUAGCGUAGAAUUGAUCAGUAAUACUUAUUUUUUAAUUCAUUGAAGAGAUAUCAUCGUACACUAU
Messenger RNA from Botrytis byssoidea, 1631 nucleotides. RefSeq lists its product as uncharacterized. The transcript is spliced from 3 exons. Gene Ontology annotation, molecular function: protein-folding chaperone binding. The record is from RefSeq and is a predicted model, not a curated record. Gene Ontology annotation, biological process: protein stabilization. Lineage: Eukaryota; Fungi; Ascomycota; Leotiomycetes; Helotiales; Sclerotiniaceae. The coding region runs from base 163 to 1356 and encodes 397 amino acids.